CAAAGUGUAGAGUCCGCGAGAGCCCGUAGGAAGCGAAAAGAGAGAAACCGGAGAAAGGAGAGAAUGGGGCGGCUGAAUUCACCACAGCAGGAGGAAUAAUAACGCAACGAAAAAGAUACAAUACAUAGAAGACGGAGAAACACGAAGGGGGAAAAAAAACUUUUUUUUUACGGAGGGGAGAAAACUGUUCCGGACUCAUCCGACGGCCACGUUUUAAAACAUGGAUACACUUUUCUCUGCACUCCCGGGACUCCUGUUUCUCCUCUCGACUGUUGGGAAAGUCUCCGGUCAGAUACCGACAGCUCACAUGGGGCGCGCUGAGAAGGGGAGCUGCACGUUCGAUGAGGGCUUCUCUCAGUGUGACUACCAGCAAGAUCCCUAUGAUGACUUUGACUGGACGCACAUCAACACCCAGGAAGUGCCAUACGUCUCUCCAGAGCUGCCACAAGGUUCCUUCAUGUAUGUGGACGUCUCUCAGUACGAUGUCGGGGAGAAGGCCAGGUUUCAGCUACCUGUCAUGAAGGAGAACGACACUCACUGUAUCGACUUCAACUAUCUGCUCACCAGCCCGGAUGGCUCCAGCCCCGGCACCCUUAACGUCUUGGUGAAGGUAAACAAGGGUCCCUUAGCCAACCCUAUCUGGAAUGUGACGUCCUACACAGGCAAAGACUGGCUGAGAGCAGAACUUGCCGUCUCCACCUUUUGGCCUAAUGAAUAUCAGGUCAUAUUUGAAGCAGAGGUUUCGGACAGCAAAGCCGGCUUCAUCGCCAUCGACGACAUUCAGGUGCUCAGCUACCCAUGCGAUAAAUCCCCUCAUUUCCUGCGCCUUGGAGACGUGGAGGUCAACGCCGGACAAAACGCAACAUUUCAGUGCAUCGCUACAGGACGAGACACGACGAACAAUAAACUCUGGCUGCAGAGGAGAAAUGGAGAAGACAUCCCUGUGGCUCUGACCAAAAACAUCAAUCACAGACGGUUUGCCGCUUCCUUCCACCUCAAAGAAGUGACCAAUCAGGAUCAAGAUCUGUACCGCUGUGUCACCCAAUCAGAGCGAGGCUCUGGGGUGUCCAAUUUUGCUGGUCUUAUCGUAAGAGAGCCUCCUCACCCCAUCGCCCCGCCCCAGCUGCUCGGCGUCGGCCCCACAUACCUGCUGAUUCAGUUGAAUGCUAACUCCAUAUUUGGAGAUGGACCUAUAAUACUGAAGGAGGUUGAGUACCGAAUGACAUCAGGCAGCUGGACGGAGACUCACGCUGUAAACUCUCCAAACUAUAAGUUAUGGCAUCUUGACCCGGACACAGAGUACGAGAUCAGAGUGCUGCUGACCAGACCAGGAGAGGGAGGAACGGGGAAACCUGGACCGCCACUCAUAACAAGGACCAAAUGUGCAGAACCUAUGCGGACUCCUAAGAGGCUGAAGAUCGCAGAGACCAGGUCUCGUCUGAUAGCCGUGGACUGGGAAUCUCUGGGUUACAACAUCACUCGCUGUCACACCUUUAACGUCACCAUCUGCUACCAUUACAUGACUGCCAGCAACCGCAGCAAAGCAGACUGCUUGGACAUGGACCCUAAAGCUCCUCGUCACCUGGUGGGAAACCUGCCGCCGUACACCAACGUCAGUCUGAAGAUGAUUCUGACCAACCCAGAGGGACGGAAAGAAAGUGACGAGACCGUCAUACAAACUGAUGAAGAUGUUCCAGGCCAUGUUCCCAGUCAGUCACUACGAGCCACUCCGUUUGAAGACAGAAUCCUUCUUUACUGGAAGGAACCAACUGAACCAAACGGGAUCAUCAUCCAGUAUGAGAUCAGCUACAGUGGUCUGCGUUCAUAUGACCCUUCGGUGCCUCUCCAGCGGCCGGGCCUUACCGCGUCUCUGCCCUCGAAUGCCACCCAUCAUCUGUUUUCCAUGCUCUACCCGGGCGUCACCUACCAGCUCUCUAUACGUGCAUCCACCUCUAAAGGGUUUGGACCGGCAACAACGCUCAACGUGACCACUAAUAUUUCAGCCCCGACAAUAGAUGAGUAUGAUGGGUCAGAGGCCUUCCUGAAUGAAACUGCAACAACCAUCACUGUCCUCCUAAAACCUGCCCAGGCCAAGGGAGCUCCUAUAAGGUACUGUCUGCAUAAAAUGAAUAGAAAUAAUAUUGAACGUUAUCAUUUAAAUCACCUUUCUCAGGUCCCAGUCUCCUACCACAGUGCAUCUAUUGGUGGAUCUCCAUAUUAUUAUGCCGCCCAGCUGUCCCCCAGCAGCCUGCUUGAGCCGUCCCCCUUCACUGUGGGAGACAACAAGACAUAUGAGGUUUUCUGGAAUCCUCCGCUGGCACCAAGAAAGAAUUACAACAUCUACCUACAAGCUGUUAGCAGCACAGAGAGGGAAACUAAGACUCAGUGUCUGAGGCUGGCUACUAAAGGUGCGACAGAGGAGCCAGAGGUCAUCCCUGACCCCGCCAAACAGACUGAUCGCGUGGUGAAAAUAGCCGGGAUCAGCGCUGGAGUCCUCGUCUUUAUACUGCUGGUGCUGGUAGCCAUCCUAUUGGUCAAGAAGAGGAGGACCUACUAUUCAUACUCUUAUUACCUGAAACUGGCUAAAAAACGUAAAGACGCCAUCGGAACGACACGACAGGAAAUGACUCACAUGGUGAACGCCAUGGAUCGCAGCUAUGCUGACCAGAGCGCUCUGCAUGGAGAGGACCCCAUGGCUGUGACAUUCAUGGACUCUCACAACUACAACAACAGAUUACCCAACGAUCCUCUGGUUCCUACUGCUGUGUUAGUUCCAAUUACAGAUGAGAACCACAGUGCCUCUGCAGCAGAGAACAGCCGGCUCCUGGACGUUCCUCGCUAUCACUGUGAAGGAACUGAAUCUCCGUAUCAGACAGGACAGCUGCACCCGGCCAUCAGAGUGGCUGACCUUCUGCAGCACAUCAACCUCAUGAAAACAUCUGACAGCUAUGGCUUUAAGGAGGAGUACGAAUUGGUGAUACAGAGCUUCUUCGAGGGCCAGUCGGCCUCCUGGGACGUUGCCAAGAAAGAUCAGAACCGCACCAAGAACCGCUAUGGGAACAUUAUAGCAUAUGACCAUUCAAGGGUUAUUCUUCAGCCCAUAGAAGAUGACCCCUCCUCCGACUACAUCAACGCCAACUACAUCGAUGUAAGUGGAAACGCAUCGAAUGCUACUAUUGGCUCCCAACGAAACCAACGAAACCACACUCCCUCGCUCAUUUGGCUGUACAGGGAUGGCUACCAGAGACCGAGCCACUACAUUGCUACUCAGGGCCCUGUUCAUGAGACGGUGUAUGACUUCUGGCGGAUGGUGUGGCAGGAACAGUCGGCCUGCAUUGUCAUGGUUACCAAUCUGGUGGAGGUUGGAAGGGUUAAAUGCUAUAAGUAUUGGCCUGAUGAUGCAGAGGUGUACGGCGACUUCAAGGUGACCUUUGUGGAGGUUGAACCUCUUGCUGAAUACGUGGUUCGCACGUUUACCCUGGAGAGGCGUGGUUUCAACGAGGUGCGUGAGGUCAAGCAGUUCCACUUCACAGGCUGGCCGGAUCACGGCGUUCCAUAUCACGCCACGGGACUACUUUCUUUCAUCCGCAGAGUUAAAAUCUCCAAUCCACCCUCUGCUGGGCCAAUAGUGGUUCACUGCAGUGCUGGAGCGGGGCGUACGGGCUGUUUCAUCGUCAUCGACAUCAUGUUGGACAUGGCAGAGAGAGAAGGAGUAGUGGACAUCUACAACUGUGUGAAGGCACUUCGCUCCAGGAGGAUCAACAUGGUACAGACUGAGGAGCAGUAUAUAUUCAUCCACGAUGCCAUACUGGAGGCUUGUCUAUGCGGAGAAACAGCCAUACCAGUCUGUGAGUUCAAAGCUGCUUUUUACGAGCUGAUCCGCAUCGACUCGCAGACCAACUCGUCUCAUCUGAAGGACGAGUUCCAGACGUUAAACUCGGUGACUCCUCAGCCUCAGCCUGAAGACUGCAGCAUUGCAUUGUUGCCUAGAAACCAAGAUAAGAAUCGCUUUGUGGACGGCCUUCCUCCUGAUAGGUGCCUACCCUUCCUCAUCACAAUAGACGGAGAGAGCAGCAACUACAUCAACGCUGCUCUGAUGGAUAGCUACAGACAGCCUGCUGCGUUCAUCGUUACCCAGCAUCCUUUGCCUAACACGGUCAAAGACUUCUGGCGUCUGGUUUACGACUAUGGAUGUACCAGUCUAGUGAUGCUCAAUGAAAUUGACCUGGCUCAGGGUUGUCCUCAGUACUGGCCAGAAGAAGGGAUGCUGCGUUACGGUCCGGUCCAGGUGGAAUGUAUGUCCUGCUCCAUGGACUGUGAUGUGAUCAGUCGACUCUUCAGAGUCUGCAACCUCACCAGGCCUCAGGAAGGCUACCUGAUGGUUCGUCAGUUCCAGUACCUUGGGUGGGCGGGACACAGAGAAGUCCCCGCCUCCAAACGCUCCUUCCUCAAACUGAUCCUGCAGGUGGAUCAGUGGCAGCGUGAGGGAGAGGAGGGCGAGGGGAGAACCAUCGUUCACUGCCUAAACGGAGGUGGGCGUAGUGGAGUUUUCUGUGCCAGCAGCAUUGUGUGCGAGAUGGCAAAGAGACAGAGUGUGGUUGACGUCUUCCACGCUGUGAAGACAUUGAGGAACAGCAAGCCCAACAUGGUGGACACUCCGGAGCAGUAUCGGUUCUGCUACGAUCUGUCACUGGAGUUCAUCGAGUCCUCCUAAACAAAGGAGCGAAGAGGAGGUGAAGAGGAGGGAGAACAUCUUUUCACUCUCCGUUUGUUUGAUCCUUGGCUUUGCUUGGUCCCGACUCCCCUCUGUGGUGGCCGUUCUGUGGCCCCCAUGUUGCGUCCCUACGAAUGGCCCGAGCGGCUCCUUGUACAGCGCUGUUUAAUAUCCAAACAAAGGGAAACGUUCAGACUUCUAGCAGAGGGAGCUGCUGGAAGAACACCAGAGGGGAGGUGGUGUUACUCCUUUUACUCCUUAACGCUUCUUGUACAGCUUUUUGAGUGCCAGCGGGGCCCUCUGUAUGUUUCAGGCCCCCCCCCCAUUUAAAUGUUAAGCCCCCCUUCCACGGACUCGAUGCCUCAUGCUGCAGUACUCUAUGUGCCCUGUAGAUGUCUCCCUCCCCCAGUGCAAGCUGCAAACACAGCUGAAAGCUUUGAGUGGCCACACAUUCCUGCUCACAUGCUAAUUUAUCAUCAUGCUAAUGUUACAAAAUCUGAUUAUCAGUCUGUACUCGUGUCUGAGAAAGUUAAAGGUACAGCCUGUCAGACUCUGUCCAUUCUGUUUUCCUCUUGUUACACCAGCCGCUUCUCUAUGUUACUUUUCAGCUCAUUUCAGUCAGAACAAAAUCAUGUAUUUCAGUAAUUAUUAACACCAACUUUGAACCAAUGGAAUUACGUUCAGAAAAAUGUCAGUUAAAAGAAUCAAAAGAGAGAAAAUCAACUCAAAGUAGUGUUAAAGCAUCAAGGCUGCCAAUGAAACAACAACAGAACGUUUACACAGCGAGUAUUAGUCUUUUUUUUAAUCCUAUCAUGAAGUGGUGAAAAAAAAAAGUGUAGGAUUUUCACCUAAAUGUAUAAAAAGUGUGAUAUGUAUCAUUGUUUCAUGUUUUCUGCACUCAAAGUGAGCUGCAAUGUUUCUUUUUUUUUCUGAUUGUUUUUUUGUGUUGCUUCAGUUUUUGAUCUACUGGAUAGAAGUUUUGAAGUCUUCUUUGUAGCUCAAACGUGAACUCUAAUGUUCAGCCAUGUGAAAUGUAGUGUAAUCAUGUUUGUGUUCAGGGCUGGGCCCAAUGCACUUUCAGUUCAGCCAAUUCACGAAUGGGGAGAUUUCAGUUCAAAACUCAAAUAUGAACAGAUGUCUGGGGGGGGUUGGAGGGGAAUUGAUGCCUUUAAGAAAAGACUGAGAAUUAAAAAAUGCUCUUUGAAUUACAGUUUUCAUUUCUGCUUUGAAUAGAGUUGGAAGUGAACUGACCCCAGGCCUCAUUGUUUUUGUGCACUCGUGGCCAACACUUUCCCCUUUGUUUUCUUCUCUUUCUAUUAUUUCGUAGCCGAUGUUUAUUCAUAAGCCAAAGACUUUGUGUAAAUAUGUCUAUACGGAUAAAGCACAUUGUUUGUAUUUAUUGUUUGUUUACUUGCAUUGCUUGUAAGAACAAUCAUUCUUCACUCUAUGUUUACUCUACCACCAGCGUUUCUUAAACUGCGGGUCAGGGAUGCAAAAUGGGCCGCAGUACUGUUUCCUCUGAGGAGUAUUGGAAUGAGCCCAUAAUGGGUCCUGAGGUCAGAGGCUGCAUCUGCUCUUUUUGUGUCCAUGAAGAAGAGUUUAAGAAGCCCUGAUAGAAGCUGUAUAUUGAAGCGUAAGAAGUAGAUUUUUCAGUAUUUAGGUGCAGUAGUGUUGUCUUGUUUUCACUUAAUGAAGCUCUCUGUGAUGUUGCCGUGGUUUCUUUGUGUAACAGCCCCAUCGCUCUGUUUGUGGUCAGUUGAACAUCGGUGCGUUUACAUCCACAGAGUAUUUUGGAUAAUGGCUCCUAUCCCUUUUAAAGUCUUAGUCUGGGGAUAAGCUUAUUAUCUUCGUCCUCAUAUCCUGCUCACCAUUAUCCCUGAACACACACAUGGACUCAGUGAUGCAAACAGGCUUAGUGAGUGACAUGCAGGACUGUGAGACAAAAAAAAAAAAAAGAGAACAUUUUUGUGCCUAAUCAUUUGAAUAUCCUCAUCCUCAAGCAUUUUAACAGCAUUUUGAGAUUGCAAACCAGGGCUUUGUUGAACGCGUUCUCAUGGACGAUCAAUGUUUUUAAAACCAUGACUCAGUGUGUUUUAUUCAAGCGAGCGCUUCAUGAAAAUUCUUUGUGAGGCAUCACCGGAUACCAGAUGUGUUUCUGUUGUGAACAAACUGAUUCAGAUAAAAAAAAAAAUAAUAAUAUUGUAAAUAAAAUGUCAGAGGUUUCACACUGUUGGAACAAGAGUAGCGCAGGUCCACUGUUACGGAUGUUAUUGUAAAUAGACUAUCAGGAGUGCUCUAUAAGGCUCUAUUGUUGGAUGAACAGUAGACGUGUAGAUGAUGGAUGCGAUGUCAGAACAUUAGUUCUGUUGUAGAUACAAAAAUAAAAGUCAGAGAUUGUACUACAGGAGGAUUCAACUUCACAUUUUGACAGAUAUUGUUUAAAAAGUUUAUUCUGUUGGUGGAUAAGCAGUUUUCAGUUUUUCCUUCAGAUUUUUCGUCUGAUGCAAAGAAGGGAGGAAAAAAUUCAGAUAUGAUAAAAUGAUUACGGCCUUCUCUGAAGCAUGCACAGAGAGUAGAGCAAUGAUAGAAAUUCAAAUUAAAAAAAUCUCAGCCCUCUUAACUACACGCUUAGGAGGAACGUAAGGAGUGAAUCCUGUCAAGAUGCCCAUUAUUCCUCCUUAAUAAAUCUGAAUUCAUGUCCCUGAGGAGAAGUGAAUGAAGCAAGUGUCCUGAUGAGAGGCCGGUUUGAGUAUAGAAUUGAUAUUCAUGGUUCAUAAUUAUUCUUGUCUGUAAUGUUUGGCUUCUUUGCUGUAAUAAAGACCACUUCUUUGAUUAAA
Labrus bergylta (ballan wrasse) is the source of this 7551-nucleotide messenger RNA. NCBI's taxonomy places the organism in Eukaryota, Metazoa, Chordata, Actinopteri, Labriformes, Labridae. The record is from RefSeq and is a predicted model, not a curated record.